Molecule: messenger RNA, 2358 nt
Organism: Acanthopagrus latus (yellowfin seabream)
Lineage: Eukaryota; Metazoa; Chordata; Actinopteri; Spariformes; Sparidae
Gene: suclg2
Product: succinate-CoA ligase GDP-forming subunit beta
Exons: 11
Coding region: 1-1362 (453 amino acids)
Biological process (GO): tricarboxylic acid cycle; succinyl-CoA metabolic process
Cellular component (GO): mitochondrion; succinate-CoA ligase complex
Molecular function (GO): succinate-CoA ligase (GDP-forming) activity; ATP binding; metal ion binding
Source: RefSeq, a predicted model, not a curated record
AUGAACGGCUCUGUGUUAACUCGCACAUGCUCGCGACGUCAUCCCUCUUUGGUCUUCCGUGUCAACAUGGCGGCUUCCAUGGCAUCCCAGGCUGCAGCAAGAGGACUGAGGACAGCGACCUCUAAGAACAUACUCCUCGACAAACUCAAGUGCACCUGGUUGAGUCCCAGGAGAUGGCUGAAUCUGCAGGAGUACCAGAGCAAGAAGCUGAUGCAGGAGAGCGGCGUGGCUGUCCAGCGCUUCUAUGUGGCCGACACAGCCUCUGAGGCCCUGGAGGCUGCAAAGAGACUCAAUGCCAAGGAGAUCGUGCUGAAAGCUCAGAUCCUGGCCGGUGGCAGAGGCAAGGGUGUGUUUGACAGUGGCCUUAAAGGUGGAGUGCACUUAACUAAGGACCCUGCAGUUGUUGGUGAACUGGCCAAUAAGAUGCUGGGUUUCAACCUGACUACCAAGCAGACACCGAAAGAAGGAGUGAAAGUAAAGACGGUGAUGGUUGCCGAGGCCCUCGACAUUACCAGGGAGACCUACUUCGCCAUCCUGAUGGACCGUUCCUGCAAUGGUCCUGUCAUGGUGGGAAGCCCCCAGGGAGGAAUGGACAUCGAGGAGGUAGCCGCCAGCAGCCCAGAGCUCAUCUUUAAGGAAGUCAUAGAUAUAUUUGAAGGCGUGCGAGAUGACCAGGCACUCCGCAUGGCAGCUAAUUUGGGUUUCAAAGGACCUCUGCAGAGACAGGCAGCAGAUCAGAUUAAGAGGCUCUAUGAUCUGUUCCUGAAAGUCGACGCCACUCAAGUCGAAGUCAAUCCACUCGGAGAGACUCCCGAAGGACAAGUGGUUUGCUUUGAUGCCAAGAUCAACUUUGACGACAACGCCGAGUUCCGCCAGAGAGCCGUGUUCGCCAUGGACGACAUGACGGAGAGUGACCCCACGGAGACGGAGGCGGCCAAGUGGGACCUCAAAUACAUCGGACUGGACGGAAACAUCGCCUGCUUCGUGAAUGGAGCCGGUUUGGCCAUGGCCACAUGUGACAUUAUUGACCUGCAUGGAGGGAAGCCAGCUAACUUCCUGGACCUGGGGGGAGGUGUCAAAGAGAGGCAGGUGUACGAGGCCUUUAAGCUGCUCACUGCUGACCCUAAGGUCGAAGCCAUCCUGGUCAACAUCUUUGGCGGGAUCGUCAACUGCGCCAUCAUCGCCAACGGCAUCACUAAGGCCUGUCGAGAGCUGGAGCUGAAGGUGCCGCUGGUGGUCAGGCUGGAAGGGACCAACGUCCACGAGGCCAAGAGGAUUCUGACUGAGAGCGGCCUGCCCAUCACAGCGGCGGAGAACCUGGAUGACGCCGCCAAGAAAGCAGUGGCCGCCAUCAAGAAAUAGAAAGCUUAAAAAACAGACUACACUCUGGUCCGCCCGUCACCAACAUUUAUAUCAGUCUCAGAUUAGCACCGUCUACCUUAUUUUUUAUUUUUAUUUUUUUUACAGACUUUCACGAUUUCAAUCCUUUGCUCUCACAGGUCUUCAGUUUUUUUUCUCUUUUUAACACUAGCUUCCAAAUUACACCUCCCAGUCCUUACUGAAUAUCAAUGUGUGAGGUGCUGUAUCACUACAGAAUUCAACAUUUACACUCACCUCCCCAGUGCCACUGAAAAUUAGCUUUCAGUUUUUCUUUUUUCCUCUAUUAAAUACAUACUAAUUGGGGUAAAUCACUGUCACGCUUGUUAUUAAUUGACAUUAUGAAAGUCAACAUUAAAUAUGAUAAAGCUCUAGUGAAAUUGGAUGAAGACCCAACACUUUGUGCAUUCCAUUUUCCAUUUUGUGGCAUUUGUAGGAAAUAGUUAAGAGAGACGUUCUCUCUUUCCACCGUCAGCCUUUGCUUUAGGUACUUCAAAGGCAGAAUAUGACUCAAAAAAACAGCAUUUUCAUGAGUGGUGAAAUCAUUUGGUGGCACUUAUUUUAAACAAAAGGCAAGCAGAUAACUUUGGAUCAAUCCGCCCGAUUUCUUAAUGACUUGAUCCAAGUUGGUCCAAAUCUGUGGACCCAUCCAUCCAUUGCCUUAUCUGUGUCUCAAACGAGGUGUGUGAGGAACCCGCGCUGUGAAUUUUGUUCAUCAUGUCUUAUUUGUUGAAGUGCUCCAUGGGAAACGGUGUGUCAACUGCUUCAAAUCUGUGCCUGUUUCAUGAAGGUGUUUUUGUAAACUAUCCCAGCAGUAGUUUCGCACAGAGAGGUGUUCAGAAAAAAAAAAAAGAAAAUCAGAUAUGAAGUUGUAUUUAGAUUUUUUUAUAAUCAGGAAUGUAUAUUGACAGCAAAUCUUGAAUACAGUGUAAAAACUGUGUAUAUAAUUUGAGAGAUAAAAAAAAAACUGAUAUUUCAAGA